Ailuropoda melanoleuca (giant panda) is the source of this 3842-nucleotide messenger RNA. It is a transcript of the gene CREBL2, whose product is annotated as cAMP responsive element binding protein like 2. The record is from RefSeq and is a predicted model, not a curated record. Gene Ontology annotation, molecular function: DNA-binding transcription factor activity. The transcript has 4 exons. Lineage: Eukaryota; Metazoa; Chordata; Mammalia; Carnivora; Ursidae. Bases 324 to 686 code for a protein of 120 amino acids. Gene Ontology annotation, biological process: regulation of DNA-templated transcription. Gene Ontology annotation, cellular component: nucleus.
UGCUCCCGCCCACCCUCCCGUCCGGGCGGCUCUCCAGGGCGUCUGUAAACACACCCCGAGACUGUCAUGGAGGGGGAGGAGGAGGCGGCGGCGGCGAACGGAGGCGUUUUGGGCCGCCUCCAGGGUCCGCUCUGUCAUUCCUGAACUGGUCCCUCGUCCCCGUGACUGUGGCAUCAGGGAAGCGAACUGUUAGGCAAGAGGAGGAGACAGUCAGAACCAUAUCCCCUUCUUCCCCCGGGGCGGGGGCCGGGCCGGGCCAGGCCGGCUGAGCCGGGGGAGGGCAGGGGGAGGGAACGCCUGGCCAGGCCGGCCUGUCCGCCGAGAUGGAUGACAGUAAGGUGGUUGGGGGCAAAGUAAAGAAGCCCGGCAAGCGUGGUCGGAAGCCAGCCAAAAUUGACUUAAAGGCAAAACUCGAGAGGAGCCGGCAGAGUGCAAGAGAAUGUCGAGCUAGGAAAAAACUAAGAUAUCAGUAUUUGGAAGAGUUGGUAUCCAGUCGGGAAAGAGCCAUAUGUGCCCUCAGAGAGGAACUGGAAAUGUACAAGCAGUGGUGCAUGGCAAUGGACCAAGGAAAAAUCCCUUCCGAAAUCAAGGCCCUACUCACUGGAGAAGAGCAGAGCAAAUCUCAGCAGAACUCAAGCAGGCACACAAAAGCUGGGAAGACAGAUGCUAAUAGCAAUUCCUGGUGAAGAUGAUAUAAAAUGACGAGUUACUGAUUGAAGCCAAUAUUCUGAUUCCUAUGGAGGAUGAAUGGGCAAGAUUGUACUUCUUGGCUCCAUUUACUACCUACUGCUCAGUAGUCAUCUCUGUAAAUCUGCAAUUUCUACCAAAAUGUGUGAUCAUAGAUCCCAAAGGAUUUUGCUUUAACUUUCAACACUUAGAAAAUUUAUAAACAUUCAGACCUGUUCUGGUUGGCCUUGCCACCCAUGGCAUUGAACAUGUUGCAAUGCUUGAAAACACAGGAGUAGAGAGAAGUGGGUGAAGAUUGUAUUUUUGCACCUUAACUCCACAUUGCUUUAUUGGUUAAUUUAUAUUCUUUCCAUGUAUUUCAUGUCAUUGUAUGUGUAUGUGUGUUUAGGUGUCACCUUCUUUUAUGUUUUUGAUUGCCCUACAAAGAGAAACCAAGUGGGCUGAUUAAUAAGUUCUCAGCCUUAAUGGACCUAAUCUUAUUUGUUUAUAUUUACUUGAGUAAUGUUUAUUUUCUGCAUGAACCAUGAUUUCUCCUGUGAGCCAUUCCAGCAUAAGCUGUGAAUAUGUAUUAACAAAUAUAUACAUUUCUAUUUUUAUAAUCCAUAAUGAUAUGCCUGUUUUAAAUAAUGUACAUGUUAACAAAAUCCAUCAGGAAAGCCCUCAAGACAGCCUCUAUUUAAAACUUUCGUUGCUGUCUUCUCAAACUAUAUUUAUAAAAGUUUGCUAGGGCCUAAUCCAUACUUGGAGAAUAAUUAGUCAAAUUUUAUUUUUAAGCAGGAAGUAACCUUCUAGGCAUUUCAGCAGCACACGUCAUCUUGACAACCUAGAGUAUGUAUGUAUGUAUGUACGUACGUACGUACGUGUGUAUGUAUGUAUGUAUGUGUUUCUUUCGUAUGUCUGUAUAUGUAUGUGGGGAGGUAGGAGUGAAUGUUCACACACAUUGCCUUGUGUAUUCAACUAACUUGGAGAAUUUUUCUAAAGAAAAUAGGAUGAAAUUAGCUGCUGAGAUCGAGUUUCUGCCUCAAGAGAUCUGGAACAAAACGAGGGAGAAAUUGCUAGUAGAUUUAAUGGCUGUAGGCAUAACCAGAACACUUAGUUUCUUCCCUGACAUGAGUUUCCUUAGGAAUGUGUUCUGAGCCAGGAAGAAAUACACUGUGGGUGUGCAUCUGGUUCAGCCCUAACAGCGCCUCCGCUCUGGAGCGAAGCACUGAGCUGGAGUUGUGCACAGCACGUGGCUGGCAGGCCUGGCAGGAGGUGCACAGGGCCAGAGUGGUUCUUUCCAGUUCCCAUCACAGUUAUAUUUACUUUCUUUCUGACUGUCAAACAGAGUGAUGGUUGAGGAAUCAAGCUCAUUAUACUAUAUAUGCAGAUAGACUAGGAAUCUUUCAGUUUCCCCACUGAGACACUUUAUUACUCUCUCUUCUCUUUCCCAUAGGUAAAUCAGGAAUUGUGUUCUCUGUUGCUGCUAAGUUAUAAUUGUUCUUAGCUCUAAUGAAGCAAAUAUUUGGCUUCUAAACAGUAUGUUUUGUUAUGAAAUGGCAGUUUACGAGGAGGCUUCAUAGUCUAGAUUGUGAGGUGAAACAAGAGAUGGACCACAUAGUUCCAGAUUACAAGGUACUCUCCCCCCCUUCUCUUAGGCCGUACCUUUGAAUAAAAUGCUUCCCCUUAGCCUGAGUUCCUGAAGAUCUCUUGUGUGUAGGUUGCAAACUCAGAUCUCGUCUAGUCCUGUGUGACUACUGAUAUACCACUAGCCCAGCCUGUUGGGUCUCUCUAUGUUUUGGAGGACUGGGGGUCUAAGAGUAUUUAAUGUCUUUUUAGGAUCACAAAUAUAGAUAGAUUAAAGAUUGUUAAUAUUCAGACCUUCAGAAUUUAAGUGUUUGAAAUACAGUGUUCAGACUGUAAUGGGUAUGUUUUUGCCAUCUGGUCUACUCAAAUGUAUAUUUUUAUUUUGCAAAACAACCCAAGAUUUACUCUGUGUUGCUUUGUUCAGUACCUUUUGAAUUCCCCAGAAGAGUUGUUUUCAAAGCAAACAUUCCAAAAUGAAUGUGGCUCUUCAAUGGAAUGUCUCCAUUGUGCUUGAAGUAUUUCUUCUCUGGUUGUAACUUUAAAUUACAGGGUCAUUUGAGCUACCCUCCACCCUCAUCCCUAGUAUCUUUACAAGAGCAGCGACUUUGUCCUCAGGUAGAGGAUGUGUAAUUUUGGAUGAAAGUAAAUUACAACUUACUGAGUUUAUUCCUAAACCGAUCUUUUUGCUAUUUUAAAGUAGAUCAUACCAAGAGAAAGUUCCUGGGUCUUAAAAAGGAAUGUUUUCAUUGCUUCGGGUAUUGUGCUGGCUGCACGUUUGGCCACUUGAAGCAUGUUAAUAAAUGUCACUGAGUAAAACAGCUGGAGCAUUUCUUUUCCCAUUCCAGUUCAGCAGCAGCAUACUGAAAUCCUAGCAUCUCUCGCUUUCUGUAAUGACAACACCCAGCAGAGGGUGAGAGAAUCAUUGAGCUCUGUCCCUCCGGAUCAGUGCUGUUCUCUUUGCUCCCUGAGUAAAGAGAGUAAUGUUUCCUUUUCCUUUUUUUUUUUUUUCUUCCCCCAAAGAAAGGAAGGUAAGGGGAAAAUAUAUAUUUGUGUAUUUAGACCAGUUAUAUUCUGUCAUUAACUUAGCACAGACCUGCCAUGUAUUAGAACAACUGAAUAUAAUAUGGCAUAAGUUUGACCAGGUCAAGUUUUAGGAUAUAGUUGACAUUAUUAAAAUUUUUUUCCUAUUUUAUCUAAAACCUGUCUGUUGUAUCUAAAUUAGAAUCUGUCUUACUGCAGCAAAUUCAUAUCACUGUGUACCAGCUAAUUGACAGUAUUUAUCAGCAUCACCAUUUAGCAUUUUAUUUCAUCAUCUUUGAAUUAUGAUAGACUUGAUUUGGCUCAUUACAAAAAGCAUAGGUUUAAACUGGACUUAGCUUUAGUUAAAGGCAAAGAAAAUUAAAAAACAUAAAUAACUAUAUUUCACAAGAAAUCGGUUGCAUAUUAUCAAUUACAUAUUUAGUUUUAAAAGAGAGGAAGAUUAUUAAUCCACGUGGUAUUUGGGGGCAUUGAGGGAAUUUUUCUUUCUCUGAAGAGCAUUGUACAAUUAUAUUUUUAUGAAAAAUAAAAUAUCUUCACCAGAGACAUCU